AUGAAACUCGAGCUGGAGGCGCUCAACGGCAUCGCGAGCCAUGCGCUUUUCCACCCCGUCGACAUGCUUCUGAGCGUGGGACCCACGCUCAGCGAGACCACCUGCGGCCUGCUGGGCUCGUCAUUCGACCCCGAACGAGACGUCCCCGAUCUCUCAGGGAAGGUGAUCUUUGUCACUGGAGGAAACGCCGGUCUCGGAAAAGAAACCAUCCUCCAGCUCGCGCGUCAUAGCCCAUCGCGAAUCUACCUCGGCGCGCGAAAUGCGACAAAAGCUCAGGACGCCAUCGCCUCCAUUGAGGCGGUCAUCCCGACCCCCGUCGAUAUCCGCCACAUCCCCCUGGACCUGACCUCCUUCCAGUCCAUCCGGGCCGCGGCCGAGAAGUUCCAUGCCGACUGCGAUCGCCUCGACAUCCUCAUCCUCAACGCCGGCACCAUGGCCAACCCGCCCGAGCUUACAGCGGACGGCUUCGAGAUCCAGUUCGGCACCAAUCACAUCGGACACUUCCUCCUCACGAAACUGCUGCUGCCCACGCUGCAGAAGACGGCGGCGGCGCCCACGACUCCUCGCCCCGACGUGCGGGUCAUCACCGUGAGCUCCAUGGCCAACCACAGCGGCCCGUCGUUCGAAGUCAUGACCUCCACGCCGGCGUUGCUCGAAGCCCACACGUUCAUACGGUACAGCGCGUCCAAGGCGGCGAACGUGCUGUUUGCGGCGGAGCUAGCCCGUCGCUAUCCCGAGAUCAUGUCGGUGUCGAUUCACCCGGGCGCGGUGACCAGUGAGCUGUAUCGGCAUCAGCGCUCGAUGGGUCUGGCCGCCAAGGUGAGCAUUGGGCUCAUGUCGGCGUUCUUCCGCAGUGUGCGCACCGGCGCGAAGAAUCAGAUCUGGGCGGCAACUGUGUCGCGGGACCGAUUGAUGAAUGGAGCCUACUAUAUUCCCAUUGGGACUCGCGGGUCGAGUCGGUUUGAGCGUGAUGCGGAUUUGGCGCGACGGUUGUGGGAGUGGACGGACGAGAAGGUGGCUUGA
Molecule: messenger RNA, 1023 nt
Organism: Aspergillus terreus NIH2624
Lineage: Eukaryota; Fungi; Ascomycota; Eurotiomycetes; Eurotiales; Aspergillaceae
Product: putative short-chain dehydrogenase/reductase family protein
Exons: 2
Coding region: 1-1023 (340 amino acids)
Source: RefSeq, a predicted model, not a curated record